This is a messenger RNA of Eurypyga helias (sunbittern), 519 nucleotides long. RefSeq names its product ribosomal protein L14 (gene RPL14). Gene Ontology annotation, molecular function: RNA binding; structural constituent of ribosome. Lineage: Eukaryota; Metazoa; Chordata; Aves; Eurypygiformes; Eurypygidae. The record is from RefSeq and is a predicted model, not a curated record. The transcript is spliced from 5 exons. Gene Ontology annotation, biological process: ribosomal large subunit biogenesis; translation. The annotation marks the transcript as partial. Gene Ontology annotation, cellular component: cytosolic large ribosomal subunit; ribosome.
GUGUUCAAACGCUUCGUCGAGAUCGGCAGAGUGGCCUUCAUUUCCUUCGGGCCACAUGCUGGCAAGCUGGUGGCCAUUGUGGAUGUUAUUGACCAAAACAGGGCGCUGGUGGAUGGCCCCUGCAGCGGUGUCAGAAGGCAGGCUAUGCCCUUCAAGUGCAUGCAGCUGACUGACUUUGUUCUCAAAUUCCCACACAGUGCUCGUCAGAAGUGUGUGCGCCUCGCCUGGGAGAAGGAAAAUAUAAAUGAAAAAUGGGCAGCGACAAGAUGGGCCAAGAAGAUUGAAGCCCGAGAAAAGAAAGCCAAGAUGACCGACUUCGAUCGCUACAAGGUGAUGAAAGCAAAGAAGAUGAGAAACAGGAUCAUCAAGCACGAAAUGAAGAAGCUCCAGAAGAUGGCUUCUAAGAAAGGCAAGAAGCUGGAGAAGCCGGAGAAGGCGCCCAAGUCGGAGAAAGCGCCCAAGUCGGAGAAAGCGCCCAAGUCGGAGAAGGCGCCAAAGGCACAGAAGGCGCAGAAAUAA